This is a messenger RNA of Suricata suricatta (meerkat), 4139 nucleotides long. RefSeq names its product ADP ribosylation factor like GTPase 5C (gene ARL5C). The transcript is spliced from 7 exons. Gene Ontology annotation, biological process: vesicle-mediated transport; intracellular protein transport; protein localization to Golgi membrane. Bases 2824 to 3363 code for a protein of 179 amino acids. Gene Ontology annotation, cellular component: trans-Golgi network; cytoplasm. The record is from RefSeq and is a predicted model, not a curated record. Gene Ontology annotation, molecular function: GTPase activity; GTP binding. Lineage: Eukaryota; Metazoa; Chordata; Mammalia; Carnivora; Herpestidae.
GGAGCCUAGAAGGCUGGUGAGGAGUUAACCCCGGGGGAUUGUUCAAGACAGAGGAAGUGACAUGCAUGGCAUGUUCUUGGUGCUUUGCAGGCAAAGUGUGCUCUCAAGGUGGUGGUCAGAGAGGGGUCGGCAGAACCAGGUCCCGGGAGGCCUUGAGUCACGUUGAGGAGUUUAGGCUUUGUCCUGAAGUUGGUGUGCAGAAAGUGAAGGGUUGUAGGUAGCAAUGGCAAAGUUGCCUUGGUUGCAGUUUGGAGCAUAGGUUGGAGGGCCUGCCCUGGAAACAGCUGCAACACUCCAGGUUACCACAAGCCCUCAACCGAUGUACAUUCAGCACGGUGGUGGCUGUCAGCAUGUGUGGAUUUCAACAACCAUGAAGUCAGCUGGGGUGAGGUCGAGAGAGCCUGGUGCUACCACCAUGGCCACCUCAGGGAGUGGAGAAUUGAGGUGCUGGGGACCCCUCCUGCCUGGGACCCUUCAUCUCCUUCAUUGACCAGUAGCUUCUGUCCACACUGAGUCCUGGGUGUGGCUGCAGGUUUCCACCUUCCCAAAAAUCAAGGGAGCUGAGCUGGGACCUCCAUGGCCCUGGAGCAAGGGGUGUUCCAGCCGGUACCCUAGAGGAAAAUCUUGUCUUAGCUCUAAUAAUCACAUCCUCAGAAAAGUGAGUCAUGACUCCUUUCUAAGUCAGGCCUUCCUACCUCCUGUCUCUGAGGGCUUCGUUUUGUUUUUGUUCCUUGGUGUGUAUAUUUCUCUCUCCCACUAGACCGUGAGCUCCAAAAGAGCCAGACUGGGUCUGGCAUGUGUCCUAACUCCUGACUCGUAUUUGUCAAGUAAGUGAAUGAAUGAAUGCCCCCUAAGGCCAAGGCCCUAGGCUCACAGCAGAAGCAGCCCUUGUCUGUUUACUGAAUGUGUUCCAGUUAGCAGAACGUCACUUUCAAUUCUGCAAUUUGGUGGUGGUAGUGGGGGGGGGGCGAGGAGCAGGAUGCACUGAGAGGUUCUUUCCCCCUCCCCCGCCGGAAACAGAUGGUAAAAGGACUUAAAAUAUUGCUGCUUCCCCCAGCACCCUUCUGUGUCCCCCCCCCCCUCACUACCCACUCCGCCCCCGCCAUCACACUCGGCGCUCCGUUCCUGGGGCUGAAAUGGGCUCUGGUAGUCAAUUCUCCUUCCUUCUAACUCCAGGCACCAAGGCGGGGUGGGAUGAAAAUUCCUUAUUUAGCCAGCUGUCUUCCCUCUUCUCUCCAUGAACUUCCAGCCUUCCUCAUUCCUCUUCAACUUGUGCUCACACCUCUUUUUAAAUAUCCAAAACACCAUCUCUCAAACUAUAGCAUAACUCACUGAACUUCAAUAGCAACACGCUUUUAACUGUGUGCCAGGCAUGAGACCAGGCUGGGAUUGGGGAGGAGAACACAGGCAGACAAGACAUGAACCCCACCCUCUAGGUCUCACAGUUGAUCGGCACAAAAACAGGCCAGUCUACAAUCUCAGGCUGAAGAGAAGCCCCGUUUGUCUGGAGAACCAGGCCAGGGCUUGGGAAGUAGGCGGCUAUUUUAUGGAAGGCAGCUAAUAAAUUUUAGGAGUCCAUCUUUCUAGGAGGGUGAAAGCAUUCAGGCAGAGGAAACAACGAAGCAAAAGCUGAGUUGGGAGGGGCUGGGCAUAUGCUGGCAGCGAGAUGCAGGACGUGGGACAUCAGCUGCAAAGGCAGGCAAGGGCUGUCCACAGAGGCUCUUGGAUGUCAGGUGAGGAGACUGAGCUGAAGCCAGUGGGCAAUAGGGCAUCAUCUGGGCUGUGUUUUAUGAAGCUGAAGAGGGCUGUGCUGAGGCAGAGGGAGGCAGAGGCGGGGAGACAAGUUAGAGGUUGCUCCCCUAGUGAAGGCGAGCACUGAUGGGCUGUAGGGCAGUGGCCGUGGGGCAGAAGGAGCCUCAACUAACUGCCCCCUCUGCCAAGGUUAGUUUGCCUUCUUCACCUCUCCUUUUGUUUUCUGGUUUUUCCCAGUUUAAGCAAAGAAGGACAUUCAUAACAACACAAGUCUCUUCCUUCCUCAUCCUUCUCCAGCCUGGAUCUCCCUUGGCCUGGGGUCUCUUCUGCUGGCUCUUAGAAUCUGGUGCCCCUUUAUAUGGCCUCUAGUUGUGAGAUCUCUCUUUAUGCUCCAUCUCUAUCUUCAGAUGUCCACCCCCCCCCUCCCGGAUCUGGGAGCUGUGCCUGAGCAGUUGGUUUGCCAAUGAAUCAUAGAAGCAGUACUGAUUUAUUUCUACAAGUUGCCUAUCACCAAGGGACUUGGGAGACCCUGCCCUUCCCUAAAGGAACCACAAGACCCACACUAGUGAAACCACUAGAGAUCUGUUGAGAGCUGGAAUAUUCUCCCAGCUCAGAGAGGAUCAGUGAGCCCUCUGUUUCACAUAGCUGGCAGGGCCACGAAGUAGGGUUGUGCCUCAGUCUAGUGCCCCAGACAUGACACUUGGAGAAGGGAGAGCUGGGGGCUGGUAGUGGGUCACUGUGGUGAGCAUCCUUGAUAUGCAGUGGGGGUGCAGUUCACCCAGAGAACCUCUGGAGUUUUCUCAGGGCCAAGGAGAGGAGGUGGAGUCUGGACCUCAUUUUCCUUGACCUCCAGGGCUCUAGACAGGUAGCUUGUUCAUCAGCAUCAUGAUAUCCAUAGCCGGGGGGCCAGCGUCCCAGGGGAUUCCCAGGCCCCGUAGGUGACUUGUGGGACUUCCUGACCUCAUAGGCAAAACUUGCCACCCCCCCGGGGGGCGGGGCUGCAAGCAUCCUGGCUCGACCCGGGUCCCCUAUGGUCGCUGAGUCUUGGCCCGCCUCCGGCCUCGGACCGCUAUGGGACUACUGAUCGGCAAGCUGAUGAGCAUCUUCGGGAACCAGGAGCACAAGGUUAUCAUCGUGGGACUGGACAAUGCGGGAAAGACCACCAUUCUCUACCAGCUCCUGAUGAACGAGGUGGUCCACACAGCUCCCACCAUCGGUAGCAACGUGGAAGAGAUUGUUCUGCAAAAGACACACUUCCUCAUGUGGGACAUAGGGGGACAGGAGGCGCUGCGCUCUGCCUGGAACGCGUACUACUCCAACACUGAGUUCAUCAUCCUUGUGAUUGACAGCACGGACCGGGAUCGGCUGCUGACCACGCGGGAGGAGCUGUACAGAAUGCUGGCCCAUGAGGCUCUGCGAGAUGCUUCCGUCCUCAUCUUUGCCAACAAGCAGGAUAUGAAGGACUCCAUGACCACCGUGGAGAUCUCUCAAUUCCUCACUCUCAGUGCCAUCAAAGACCACCAGUGGCACAUACAAGGCUGCUGUGCCCUCACUGGAGAAGGGCUGCCCGCGGGGCUCCAGUGGAUGCAGUCUCAGACCACUGCCAACUGAUGUCCCAGGCAGCGGCCAUCCAGAUAUCUGGGGUUUUGCUUGGAUUAUGAGGGUGGAAAACCCAAGUGACUAUUACUUUUCUACGAUUCUCUGAUGGGAGCUGGGUCAGCUAUGGACGGUGACGUGAGACUGUACAGUCCCCCCAACCCUGUGAGCUGGCCUGCAUGUCCUGGAUUGUGCAGACAGGACAGCAGAAAGGCUGCCCUUCACCCCGUGGAAGUAGGUGUCCUUGGACACACCAGGCAAGCUGUUGGACAUGUUGAGGGAUUAGGAUGUGGAGCCCAGUUCCCUCCGCCUACAACCUCUUUGAAGACAGAAAUGGGGGGUGGAGUAAGAGACCCCUGGAAUUGCUCUUUAUUUCCUAGAUCUGCAUCCCCUGCCCCCUGGCUCCUACCCCAGCUCUCCCUCUGCCAUCUUUGAGCAAAGGAGAUUGAAGGUGUGGGCUUGGGGGAAGGAGGGCAAAGCCAAAAACUGGUAGGAAGGGUGAGGGAGGAGGGCUGGACACCCCAGACUGGGGCAGUCCCUUGCAUGGCGGGGAGUUCCACUCCUCCCAGUCCUCUCUGUUUCCGCAGAUACUGGCUCUGACCACAGCUUUUGAGCGUUCAGCCAAUGAAGGGCCAUUCCCAGCCCUUCCAAUGUGAAUCCCGCUCUUCCCAAACUUCCCCGUUUCCUACAGGGUGCCCAUCUUGAUGGUCUUUUGUAAUGAUUUUUUCCCACAUUGCUUUAGAAUUUUUAUAAAAGUGUAAUAAAUACCAGCAAAAGCUGCUCACCUGUUA